AUGGCGGACGAAAGUGAGAAUGCAGAACCAAGAGAACAGGAUGGAUUUAAGGGUGAUCAAGAAAACUUUCAGGACAAUUACAAAAUGCAUAGGGGUCCUCCCUUUCCUGGUCCUCCUCGAGGAAGAGGAUUCAUGAGGGGUCCAAGGCCACCUUUUGGAAGAGGACCCCCUGGACCAGGACAUGGUCCACCUAGAUUUAGAGGACCCCCAGGACCUCCAGGUAUGAGAGGCCCCCCUCCUCCUGGAAUGCGAGGUCCACCACCUCCUGGAAUGAGAGGCCCUCCCAGAGGACCUCCACCCUAUUUUGGAGGGCCAGGUAGACCUCCCUUUGAUCCUAAUUAUGGUCCACCCCCACCUGGGAUGGGAUCACCACAGGGGACGGGGCAUCCACCAGGCAUGCCUCCUCCUCCAGGUAUGCAGCCUCCUGGUAUGCCACCCCCAGGGAUGCCUCCGCCUGGAAUGCGACCACCAAUGAUGCCACCACCAAAUAUGCCUCCACCAAAUUUUUCAAUGCCCCCUCCAGGAUUUAUGCCACCAACCUCUGCUGGAGGUAGCCAAGCAGUGCCAGGGUCAGAUCUGAACCAGGAACUUUGGGUAGAGACUAAGACAGCUGAGGGAAAGGCAUACUUCUAUAAUGCUCGCACCAGAGAGUCAGCAUGGGUUAAACCAGAGAAUGUGAAGAUCAUUACACAGGCUGAUGUAGAGGCAAUGGCUUCCCAGGCCCUGCAGACAAACACGCCCACAUCUGCAGGUGGUACAUCUACUGCUGCACAGGCUGCAGUUGCACAGGCUCAAGCAGCUGCCACCAACCAAAACCCUGUUAGUGCAACACCAGACAUGACAGGAUUUAAUCAGAUGGGCCAAGGCUUCAGUGCUGCCCCCAUGAACCAGAGCACUGCUCAACCAGUACCAAGUCAGCCAGAGACGCAGCAACCUGCUGCUGAUGCUGUAGCAGCUCAGAAACCCCCAACCACUCAGAUGCCACCCAAACCUCCAGAGGUUGCUGAAUGGUCUGAACAUAAAAACGGUGAUGGCCGUUCAUAUUUCUACAAUUCACGCUCUAUGGAAUCUACAUGGGACAAACCACAAGUAUUAGUUGACUGGGAAGCUAAGAUAGCACAGAAACAACAGCAGCAGCUACCAACACCAGUUGCUCCCCAGCAACAGCAGCAGCAACAGCCUCAACCGAUGCAGACAGAAACUACCCAAGUCAAUGGCUACAACGGGGCAACAGAGGAAGUACCUAAUGAUACAGAGGAAAAAGGGGAAGAAAAGGAAGAGGAGAAAAAAGAGGAGGAAGAUGAAAAGACAGAGGAACAGAAGGCAGCAGAGAAGGCACGUCCUGUGUCCAGUACACCUGUACCAGGAACACCUUGGUGUGUGGUGUGGACUGGGGAUGGUCGUGUCUUUUUUUACAAUCCAAGUCAGCGUACUUCUCUGUGGGAAAAACCAGAGGAGAUCCAAGGACGUCCAGAUGUGGAGAAGAUGCUCCAGGCACCCCCUGAUGCAGCCAAGACUGAGAAGAAGGAGGAGGAAGGAGAACCCCAGGCCAAGAAGCAGAAGAUGGAUGAGAUGACAGAGGACAAGAAGGAUGAAGUGAAGAGGAUAGAUGUAGGUAAGGAAGCAGCUAUUGAGGCAGAAGUACAGGCAGCAAGACAGCGAGCAGUGGUGCCGUUGGAUAUCCGCAUGAAGCAGUUCCGAGACAUGUUAGCAGAGAAGGAGGUGUCUGCAUUUUCUACUUGGGAGAAGGAGCUCCACAAGAUAGUGUUUGACCCCCGCUACUUGCUGCUGACCUCAAAGGAACGUAAACAGGUAUUUGAACAAUAUGUGAAGGAGCGAGCUGAGGAGGAGCGAAGAGAGAAGCACAGAAAACUACGCGAGAGGAAGGACUCCUUCCGCCAACUGCUUGAAGAGGCGAGACUUCAUGGAAAAUCUUCCUUCAGUGAUUUUGCUGCAAAGUAUGGCAAAGAUGAACGAUUUAAAGCUAUCGACAAAAUGAGAGAAAGAGAGUCCAUUUUCAGUGACUACUGUUCUGACCUGAGGAAGAAAGAGAAGGAAGAAAAAUCACUCCAAAAAGAAAGGCUGAAGUCUGACUUCUUGUCACUCUUGAGGGAAACUUCUGAAAUUGAGCGACACUCUCGUUGGAGUGAGAUAAAACGCAAGAUUGACUCUGAUCCACGAUACAAAGCAGUGGACAGCAGUUCUCGACGAGAGGAUUGGUUCAAGGAUUAUGCAAGGAAGUUGGAAGAUCCUGUAUCAGAAGAUGAAGAUGACAAAAAAGAUAGAGAAAAUGACAAGAAGGAGAGAGAGAAACAGGAGCGAGUGGAGGCAAGCAUCCGUAAACGUGAGGAAGAAGUACAACGGUCUUUAUCUUCAUCUCUACGUGAGCGUGAUAAGGAAAGGGAACAGCACAAGAAAGAUGAAGCUAUGCAGCUUUUUAAUGCCCUUCUCUCUGACCUGGUUCGUAACUCAGAAGUAACCUGGCGAGAUACACGCAAGCAGCUGAGAAAGGACCAUCGCUGGGAUUUGGCUGAUCUGUUGGACCGUGACGAAAAGGAGAAACUGUUUGAGGAGCAUAUCGAUAACCUCAACAAGAAAAACAAGGAUAUGUUCCACAAACUGAUGGAUGAUACAAUGCCCAGUCUUACAUCCACAUGGAAAGAAAUAAAAAAGCAGAUAAAAGAAGAUCCAAGAUAUGUGAAGUUUUCCUCCAGUGACAGGAAACGUGAAAAGGAAUUUAAUGAUUAUCUACAUGAAAAAUAUGUACAAGCUAAGGCUGACUUCCGAGAACUGUUAAAGGAAUCCAAACUCAUAACUUACAGAUCUAAGAAGCUGUUGGAAGAAUCAGAUUCACACAUGAAGGACAUCAUCACUAUUUUACAGAAUGACAAACGCUACUUGAUCCUGGACUGUGUGGAGGAUGAAAGAAACAAGAUCCUUAUGUCCUAUAUUGACGACUUGGACAGGAAAGGUGUCCCGCCACCCCCUACUGCCUCGGAACCCUCCCGGAGGUCCACCAAGUGAUCCAUAUACCUGAUGGGAGUUACUGGAUUGAGUAACAGACCUAGCCAACAAGACCUUGACUGACAAUGCCAUGUCUGCAAAAUACAUUGUGUUGGUCCACUGAUUCUGAAACUACACAAGCCUUCACGAAGACAGAUUUAGUUGGUCUCAUUAAUGAACAAAUUGUUUCAGAGUAUUCUUGUAUCUGCUUAAUCAUUAAUCAUUAUUCAUUGUUGGUCCAUAUACGGUAAUGAGCAUUUUUGUUGUAAAUUGCUUUUUUUAGAUUUCUUACCUGUGGACAAAUUUAGAAUGUUUUAUGGUCAGCGGACUUAACAUAUAAUAGGUGGAUUUUAACUCACCCAGUCACACAGACAUGGUAGUUGAGAAAUCUUGUCUUUUUAGACCUAACAUAGUGAUACUUAUUCCAGCAGUAAAACACAGCCUGGUAAGUAGUGAUACCAUUCAGUAAGACAAAUACCACCCUUUGUUGCAAGGGGAACUAGUAUCAUUGACAUAUUUCAAGGCAAGCUUUUCAUUGUUUACUUCACAAUUCUUCUGUAAGAAUCCAUUGUUGUAUUGCCAAACUUCACUUUACCAAAAGUUGGCAGGACAAAUAGUGACUGUAUAAUACAAAAUUAAAAUGAAUGAUGUAUUUUUUGUUCUAGUGUAGCUUCUUUUAGAGAGCUGCACUUAGUCAAUUGAUGUACUAUUUAAUAGGAUGUUCAUUUAAAAUCUGACUGCUCUAAUGGCUCCACCCACUGAAGAUAUUCUUUCUGUGGUAAAAUGUGGGUAGAAACUUUGGGAUGAUGAAUUAAACUUGCUUCCUCUAGAAAGUGGAUGGAGUAUAUUAUCUAAUAGAGUAACCUCAUUACUGUUCUAUAAUUUUGAUCUGAUAGUGUUUUAGUCAUUGCUACAUCAAGUAUAUGUGUAAUUCAGACAGAAAUCAUGAUUAUUGUUUGUUCAUCACCAGAAUCAUUAAUAAUAUGUUCACAUCACAGUUUGCAUUUCAUGCUAAUAUGUCAGAUUGAGAGUUGUCCCACUUGUUUUGGUUGAAAAACUAAGCAUCAUGUCAUCUCUACCUGGAAUGUUCUCAUAUAUUAUAAAACAUUCCAUGAUAAAGAGGGUAAAAUGAAUCUGGGAAAAUGCUAGGUUUUCAAGCCAAUUUGAUUGUUGUAUUGUAGGUUUUAGACAAUAAGAAGUUAUGUACAAUAAAGGGUUCAAAUUGGAGGAAAAAAAACUUCUUGAAUUUGCCCAUUCUAAAGUAAAAAUUUAGUGGAUCAGUAACAGCAUGCCUGAUAUUAUUCAAGUGCCAUACCUAUUGAUCAUGACAAGAUGUAGCAUAAUUUUUCAUUGGCCGCAGUCUGUACUUUGCAAUUAGGUCUCUAUUUGAUAAGCAUAGAAAAUUUUUGGUGUUUUAUGUUCUGGGGAUGAACAUGCCAGUUUCCCUGAUUGGUUUACCGAAAAGUGUUAUUUGAGAUUUUGACAACAGAAGUGAUUUCCAUUUUCUGUUAGAGAUUUAACUAAUUUGGUACUAUCAGAAAGGGUAUCUCUUAGUAUUGCUAUUCAGUGGUGUAAUAAAUCGAUACCUUAUGGUGAAUGUUACAUUACAAGAAUUGACAGAAACAUUAUCAGUGAUUAACAUGGAAGAUUUUUUAAACUAUCUAUCGAAUCAAAUCUGAUCACAAAAUUAUAUAUCCUUUUUAGGCCAUUGUUUUAAGCGUUUUAUUGUGAUAUUCCUUUAAGUACUAGGCAGUGAAAUCCAAAUCCAAGAUGUUUUAAAAGACAUUUUUAGUAAAAUUGUAUUUGUAAAUACACAACUUACGUGUAAAGAACGCUUGACAGUCUUGUAAAUAUUGACGAUUUAAAGCUAAAAUUGAUGUGAUUGUUGUCAUGUUGUACAUUCAAAAUGAGACAACUGAUAACGUUAUUUACCAUUUGUAAUAGAAUAAGGUAAUGCAUUUUUUACUGACAUCACUGUUAGAAAGGAUAAUUUGUAGGUUUUAACAGUGAUAUAAAGUAACUACAUGCCUCCUUGUGGAAUACAGUCCAAAUAAAAGUAAAAAGCUGACUGACCAAGUGAAUUUUAAAAUCAGUUCUAAAACUAAUAUGAAGAAUACGACUGAAAAAGGACUAACACUCAUGCAGAAAGGUAUUUGUGUUUGUAGCAGGAUGAAAGGAGGAUUUUUUAAAUUGUAAAAGAUAGGGUGUGUGUCAAGUUGUAAGAAGAUGUAAGGACGGAAUCUUUUGAAUUUAAAAAAACAGAUAUUAACAGUAUGUUCCAAAGUGCUUGGAAAAUCAUGGAAAUAUACACAAGAUGUUUUCAAUGGGGAAGAGAAUGAAAGCAAAGUUUUACUGUAGAAGUUUCUUCUACUUUUAUUGCAAAAAUAGAAGUUUUGAGAUGUUUUAUAUUUUACAAUCAAUUGUCACUUGUGAAUGUCUCUGUAAUGCUUUCUUUGUAGUUAUAACUGUAGUAUGUUUCUGUUUUGUGUCACGUUACAUAGUGCGACUUAAAGUGUCAAACUUUGGUGACUCUCAUUGCAAGAUGAGUUUUAAAAUGGAAUGAUAUUGAUAAUCCUAUGUUGUGAAUUGUUGCAGGGAUAUUGUAGAUAUGUGAAUAUGUGUACAAUUGAAUGAAUAAUAUGUAAGUGUACAUGGAUGGGCCACAAUAAAUGUACCGUCUGAUGAAA
This is a messenger RNA of Ylistrum balloti, 5690 nucleotides long. Its product is annotated as transcription elongation regulator 1-like. The record is from RefSeq and is a predicted model, not a curated record. Gene Ontology annotation, cellular component: nucleus. Gene Ontology annotation, molecular function: RNA polymerase binding; transcription coregulator activity. NCBI's taxonomy places the organism in Eukaryota, Metazoa, Mollusca, Bivalvia, Pectinida, Pectinidae. The coding region runs from base 1 to 3024 and encodes 1007 amino acids. The transcript is spliced from 21 exons.